AUGGCUGUUCAUUCUCCAUACUACCAGCACCAUGAAACACGGGGCAGAAUUGCUUUUGUGAGUUUACCAAACGGGGAUACUUUGCCGGGCAAUCUUUGUGCUCUGACAGGUGGGGAAGAGAGGUUAAAUCCAGGAUUAUCCUCACUGAGGCUCGUCCUGGUGGGCAAGGCAGGAGGUGGGAAGAGGGCCAUGGAGAACAGCAUCCUCUGCCAGCCAGUGUUCGAGUCCAAGCUGGGGAGCCAGGCUGUGACCACAAAGUGCCAGGCGGAGACAAUGACCUGGGAUGGAAGGAACAUCCUGGUGGUUGACACGCCUCCCAUCUUCGAGGCAGGGGAUCAGGCCCAGGAGAUGUACAAGGACAUUGGAGAUUGUUACCUGCUCUCUGCCCCGGGGCCCCAUGUGCUGUUGCUGGUGACUCAGCUGGGGCGCUUCACCGCCCAAGACACGGUGGCGGUGAGGAGGGUGAUGGAGGUCUUCGGGGAAGAAGCCAUGAAACACAUGGUGGUCCUCUUCACCCACAAGGAGGACUUGAUGGGCGGGUCGUUGGAUGAGUACAUCACAAACACGGACAACCUCAGCCUGAGGAGCCUGGUCCAGGAGUGCGGGAGGAGGUACUGCGCCUUCAACAACUGGGCCACCGGGGAGGAGCAGGGGGAGCAGCGGGCCCAGCUGAUGGCCGUGGUCGAGAGGCUGGAGAGGGAGGCCCAGGGCGCCUUCCACACCAAUGACCUCUUCUUUGAAGCCCAGAUGCUGCAGCGAGGUGGGGGCGGUGCCCGUGGGGAAGAGCACUACCUGGCCAGGGUGCGGGAGCAGGUGGAAAAGCAACAGCGAGCCCUGAAGGAGAGCAGGACUAGAGCCACCAGGGCGCUCCUCAGAGUCAAAGGCUGGGUCACCUCCCAGGAGUUCCAUUUUUCAGGAGAAACAGAGCCUACCUUACAACACUUUCCAAGGAAUUUCUUUGGCAAACAUUCCCACGUGAGUAAACGUUUAACGAAACCCUUUCUUCAUCGUUGCUGUAAAAUACCUUUGGGUAUCAGCCCUCCAGCUCUAUUCCCCAUGGAGAGGUGGGAUGGCAAUGGCAAUGACACAGACCCCUUGUGUGAGCCUGGGGACGAACCAGCCGCACGCCUGCAGGGAGGCUCUCCUCCUGAGGUCCUGCACCCCAGUGCUUUCUUGGGUCAAGUUUAUGACUCAUCCAGAUGCCUGGAGGAGGGAGGCAAGAUCACCCGGUAUCUCCUGGAUAUGGACUGA
Hyaena hyaena (striped hyena) is the source of this 1251-nucleotide messenger RNA. Its product is annotated as GTPase IMAP family member 5-like. The record is from RefSeq and is a predicted model, not a curated record. NCBI's taxonomy places the organism in Eukaryota, Metazoa, Chordata, Mammalia, Carnivora, Hyaenidae. Gene Ontology annotation, molecular function: GTP binding.